AAUUGGAGUACAAUUUAGUCACCUGCAUUUGUUUGAACUUGGAAUAUGUAUAACACCUGGUAUACUAUUGAACAGGAGGGCCAAAAGGAGAUAGGUUUCUUAGAAAACAUGUCAGAAAACGCUCAAAUAGCAUAAAUAAACCAUGUCUAAGAUAGCGUUGGUUUUGGGUGGAGCCGGUAACAUCGGAAGUGCUUCCACGAAGGCCUUCCUUGAAAGUGGUGGCUACAAGACUGUUGUGAUUACAUCUCGGAGUCAAGAAAAAAUUGACAAAGUUAAAGAAGCAAUCAAGGCUAGUCUGGGACAGGAUUCCUCUGCAAAAGUCUUGGGCGUGGUUGGAAACGUAGCAAAUGAAAAAGCAUCAGCAGAACUCCUAGAUAAAGUUAAGUCUGCUGUAGGUGAUAAGGUUGACGUUAUAAUAUCAGUGAUGGGAUUCCCGUAUCACAAUUUCGGACCACUGCUACAUGUUAAUGCGGAACAGAUAAAUGACGUAUUUGGCUCUCAAUUUUUUCCCGCAUUUGGUGGAUACAAGACAUUUUUCCCGCUCGUGAAAAAUAGUUCGUCUGGGGCAUACGUGUCCGUUACAGGGGGAGGACCGGAUAUGUAUUUAGGACCAGGAACAGCCGGUAUGACACUGGGUGGGUCGCUCAGCACCGCUUUGGCGAAAGUCAUAAUGAAAGAACAAGCACAAGACGGUGUUUGUAUAAGUGAGGUUUCAUUUUCUUGCGGCGUCUGUCCUGAUCCAUCUGUGAUGCCUCCUGGAUACAAUUGGAUUCCAAGUGUCGACGCCGGAAAGGCGCUUGUCAGUGUGGCGACUAAAAAAGUUGCUGGCGGACAGACGAUAACAAUUCGAACGGCGGAUGACUUGUCACAUGUUAUCGCUAAUGGUGCGUUGAAGCAAACAAAUGGCGUGGCAUAAUAUAGCACCUGGAAGACUGUAUUUUGUUUUUGAUAAUGUCUCACAUGGCUACAAAAUUGAACAAUUGUACGUGGAUUGUCAUCUGGAUUUAGAUCUGUAUUUUAUUUUAUAUUUGCAUUUUAGGAAUUAUUCAAAACAUAUAUAUGUUAUAACUCAAUAGAGGGAGAUAUUCAAUGAUUGUCUAGAAAGACACCUUGCCUAUAGUUACUGCACUUGAAAAUAUAGAUACUACACCCGAUGUCGGUAAUUAGAGUGUCAUUAUUUGAGUGUUUAACAAAAUAUCUUCACAUUUACUUUUCCUAGUCUAAUCAUUCAAUCUUGCUGUCCGUGAUAUUAACAGGUUUACGAAACACUAUGUUAUAAACCAAGGACCUCAGAAACUUGCUUUUAGAUUGAUUAUACAUUUGAUUUAAGUGUGCGAUUUUAAUAUUUUUCGUCGAGAAGAAGCACGGUGCUAUUUUCUAGUUAUUUUUUUUACUUACUACCUGUACACUUUCUUUCAAACGUACGCUAUUCAUUUGUCAAUGGCACGCUCGAAAAGUGUUUAUCAAUCGUAUUUGUCAUAAAAAAAAUAACUAAAAACAAAUAUGGUAAGGAAUGCUUCUAAUUGGGGUGAAUUUGAACCAAAUGGAUGUGGUAAACCGAGCAUAUAACUAUGCUGAGAUUGCCAAUCAUAAUUGAAUAAACCAUUUUGGACAAGCGUUAUUCAUGAAUUAUGUGCAGCAAAUUUGUUGGUUCAAUGCAGUAUAUAAUAUUUUAGAAGUGUGAUAGCUCAAGUUUCUCCGAUGAGGGGCACAUUAUCAGUUUACGCAUAGUAUGAUGCAAUAAACCACAUUUUUAGUCAAACAUCAGUUUUUCCAACGAAUAUUUAACUAAAUUUUGCAUUUUUGUAUUUAACUGUUUUGUGAAAUUGAAUUAAUUUUCAAUAUUUACUGCUAAUCAAAUCUUUAAUAAUAUUUUAGUUUCCCUCGCA
Messenger RNA from Styela clava, 1889 nucleotides. RefSeq lists its product as uncharacterized. The record is from RefSeq and is a predicted model, not a curated record. Lineage: Eukaryota; Metazoa; Chordata; Ascidiacea; Stolidobranchia; Styelidae.